UGUUCACAGGUCCAGAGUUCGCAAACAGUUCGGUAGAGUUUAGUGUUAGAAUUAGCUAUCCCCUAGGAAAAGAAAGUGCCAAACGAUGAGUCAACGAAGCUGGAUUAUUUUGGCGCUGGCCGUUGUUCUUUGCAUCGGAGAAAUUAGUGCUGCAAAAGUGUCCUGCGUGAAGUGCAACAGCAAAGAUUCCGCAGAUUGCGCCGCAGGAAAAGGAACACCAGCGGAAUGUACCGCCGAAGAUGACAGCUGCUACGCGCGACUCAUCGAUAACAACGUGGAACGUGGUUGUUUAAAGGAACUCCAAACGGCAGAUCAAGCAAAAUGCACCAACGUAGCAGACCUCACUUGUACAAUUUGUACCGGAACGGGAUGCAACACCGGUGCAUGGCUGAAGUGUCACAAAUGCGAAGGCACUGCUUGCUACGCGGAAAGAUCUGAUGACAGUGCAGUUCAGUUCUGUGCCAAGUACAGCGAGGGAGAUGAAUGCUAUUCUAAGACCGAAAUCGAUAGAGUGACUCGAGGUUGUAAAUCGGAUUUGACCAACUUCCUGACUGAAUGCUUUGCCUUCAAGUAUUGCGAAGCCUGCGAAGGCGAAGCAUGCAACAAGCUGUCAGGUGACGUUUUGAAAAACCUCCGAAAAUGUUUGCAGUGUGAUUCCUCAGACGCCAAGUGUGUGGAUUCGACGGCAACCGCAGCGGAAUGCGACGUACGAGAGGACCGUUGUUACACGAAAGUGCAAGGUACUGUUCUUCAGCGAGGAUGUGUCUCGAAACUGAACGAAGUGGAACUUAAUCUGUGCAACAAAGCGGAUGACACCACCUGUGUGACUUGCUCGGCCGACACCUGCAACAACCAACCAUGGCUGAAGUGCCACCAGUGCAAGGAAACAGCAGUGGCUUCCUGCGCCCAAGAGCAAACCGCCGCAGCUCCGUUCUGUCCAAAUUGGAAACUCAAUAACCAAUGUUACGAAAGACUAGAAUCUUCCAAAGUGGCCCGUGGAUGUGAAACCGAUUUGGGUGCUUCCGUCGAGGCAUGCAAGGACAACGAAAAAUGCCGAACAUGCUCCAAGGAUGGCUGCAACAAGGAAGCGGCUACCACACUGGAUAGCACCGAGCGUUGCGUACAGUGCAGUGGCGACUUUGAGGCCUGUAUCAAGGGUACAGAAGUGAGCCAACCCUGCGCGAAGGCUUCGGAGAACAAGUGCUACUCGCUGGUGGACAACACUGGACUACUCACCCGUGGUUGCAAGGGAGAUCUGACGGCGGAACAGACUACGGGCUGCACCGGAAAGUCGUGCAACAUUUGCGAGGGAGCAGGAUGCAACAAAGACGUCUUCCCCACGGAUCGUCUCAGUUGCUACCAGUGCAAGACCACCGACUCGGACAAAAAGUGUGCCGAUCAGUUGACUGGCGAAACCAAUGCUGCCUACUGCAAGAAGUACAAGGAAGGAGACCAGUGCUACGCCAGAAUUGUCAACGACAUCUUUGAACGAGGCUGCCAGUCAGAUCUGGAAAAAUCGGCUUGCGAUGGGCUUAAGGAUAACGAAUGCCAGUCCUGCACCGGUGAAAACUGCAACGGAGUGUCGGAGGAGAGGCUGAAAAAUGCUGCCGGUGUAACGACUGUUAGUUCACUGCUUGUUGCAGUAUGUUCGAUGGUACUAGCUUUAACCGCCUUCAACUAAUCUGAGGUGGGCUGUGGUCUGGUCGAUUAGAUAUAGUUGUUUUUGUGAUGUACAUUUGCGCUUUAAAAAAAAGAAAACUAUGUUAAG
Sabethes cyaneus is the source of this 1768-nucleotide messenger RNA. RefSeq lists its product as uncharacterized. The coding region runs from base 86 to 1681 and encodes 531 amino acids. The record is from RefSeq and is a predicted model, not a curated record. Lineage: Eukaryota; Metazoa; Arthropoda; Insecta; Diptera; Culicidae. The transcript is spliced from 6 exons.